Molecule: messenger RNA, 336 nt
Organism: Aphanomyces astaci
Lineage: Eukaryota; Oomycota; Saprolegniomycetes; Saprolegniales; Verrucalvaceae
Exons: 3
Coding region: 1-336 (111 amino acids)
Source: RefSeq, a predicted model, not a curated record
AUGCUGCCCGCGCAUGUGUGGAAAGUCCAAGCGCAGAUGGUCAAAUUCUCGGGAGUGACGCUGGAGUGCAUGCAAGCAUUCUUACCUACGUGGAGUGCACAGGACGAAAACGACGACGCGUCGUCCCAGCCGUCGUCGUCGUCGUCCUCGCAGUCGCCGUUCGCGUUGCCAGUGACCCAGGCCGCCGAUUUCACCGCGACGCUGUGCUUUGCGUGUGGACAGGGAGACCGCCAGCUCAUCAUGUGCACAUCUUCGUGCUUCCGGGCGUUCCACGUCGGUUGCAUCGACGAGAGCGCGGCGUUGACCCAGCGACAAGAGCGAAACCCCUAUUUUUAA